CCCGUGUGUUGGGGGGCGGGUGAGGAGUCCGGCUCCUCUCCUUUGUAGCUCGGGACUUGGUUUCUCCAGUCCCCGGGACACAGGGAAAGACACAGAGAGGAGUCUCGGGCUGAGGGCUCGCCGCCGCCGCAGGGCUUCCAUCUAGCUUCAGACCUUCCUAGAGGCAGGACCCCCCCUCGCCCCCCCCCAUGGCCUCAGUUUCCUCAUCUGUAUAACCAGCUGAAGGAGGAAACAGCCGACCCCUCCCCCCGUCCCUCUCCCUCCUCCCCCUCCCCCUCCCCCGCAGAAUGUUUGCCACGGGGUCACCAAGGGACCGACAACAGCAGCGGGGCGGCCGCCUGGCGCUGGGCAAGAUAAACUCUCCUAUCCCGGGGAGAAUCCAAGGCGCCCGCCUCUGUUGCCCACCCGUAGUCAGGAGAGAAUUAUCCCAAGUAAAGACGGCACGAAAGGCCAGCGGCCGCCAAACUCCUCCCGGGGACUGGACCCCAGACUGAGGGGCCCACAGGCACCCGACACCUCUACUGAGCAUGCGCACAUACCCCGGGCACCAGAAAACUACACUUCCCACAAGUCCUCACGGGCCAAGCUGAGGUUGCCGUGGGGACCAGGACAGACACGGCCCAAAAGAGGCGGGGCUCACGGCCCAAGACCUUCCGGGAUUGGAGGCGACUUGGAGAGAAGCGCGACCGCGUGGACGGCACUUCCGCCAGCUCUUUUCCGUAUUCCUGGAAGGGCUCCUGGCCGGCUGGGCCGCUCCCUGCCCUCAGAUUUCCCGGGGGCCAGUGUCGGGUUAGCUUUGCAGAGGAUCCAAUGGCCCUGACGCUCUCUACAGCUGGGACCCAGCAGGGACUGGUGACGUUCAGAGAUGUGGCUGUGGACAUCACCAAGGAAGAAUGGAGAUACCUUGAUCCUUCACAGAAACAAUUGUAUAGAGAAGUGAUGCUGGAGAAUUAUAGGAACUUGGUUUGCCUGGGACUUGUGGCUUCUAAGCCCUCUGUGAUCAGCCAGUUGGAGCAAGGGGGAGAGCCCUGGACGCCGGAGGAAGCAGUCCCAAGCAGUGGCUGUGCAGAAUGGAAGAUUUUACAUGAAUCCAAAGAAGCAUUUCAAGAAGAGCUAGGCAUGUCAGCAGAAGAACUGCUGCAGGAAAAACUUGGGAGAAACUGUCCCUGCUUUUCCAUUUGGGAUGAAGACUUUGGAUAUGAUUUCAAAUUAGAGAGGCAGCAGAGCCCAGGAGGGCAGCAUUCUUGUCAAGUUACAUUCACACAAAUGAACUCUCUGAAUCAAUCAAGAGGCCUUGAAUAUACUGAUUAUGGACAGAGGGUCCUACAAAAACCAAAUCUUUUCCUACAGCAAAGAGAUGAAAAGCUUUUUGGUAUGUUUGAAUCUCAUAGAAGGUGCUUUAAACCACAUACAAAUGUGAGAGUAAAUAGUAGAUUUUGCUCAAAGAAAAUUCUUUCUAGAUGUCACAAAUGUGGGAAAUCCUUUUGCCACAAUUCAACGCAUUCUGGAACUUGUAGAAUCUGUACCAGAGAGACUUGUGAAAGGAAUGAAUGUCAGAAUACCUUUGGGCCAAAUCCAGCGCUGAGUGAACAACAGACAGGUGAGAGCAGAGAGAAUCCUCAUAAAUGGGACGUAUGUCGGCAGGGCUUUGUCAGGACAACACAGCUCACUCAGCAUCCCAGGGUUCAUCAAGGAGAGAAACCCUCUAAGUGGGAUGACUGUGCUGGGGUCUGCUCAUCAGAGAAAGAACUCACUCCUCAUUGGAGAAUUCACUCUAGGGAGAAAGCUUACAAUCACAGUGACUGUGGGGGCGCCUUCAGCCCAAGGGCGCAGAUCCCGCCACGUUGGAGAAUCCACACAAGUGAGAAGCAGUACGAAUCCCCCAAUGACUGUGGGAAGGCCUUCAGCCUGCAAGUGCAGCUCCUCCAACAUCAGACCAUCCACAGUGGCCAGAAGCCUUACCCGUGUGGCGAGUGCGGGAAGGCCUUCUGGCUGAAAGCGCGGCUCACUCAGCAUCAGAGGGUUCACAAGGGAGAGAAGCUCUUUCCAUGUGGCGAGUGCGGGAAGGCCUUCCGCCACAGCCAAGACCUGAAAAAGCACCAGAGCAUCCACUCCGGGGAGAAGCCUUACCCAUGUGGCGAGUGCGGGAAGGCCUUCCGGCGGAAAGCGCGGCUCACUCAGCAUCAGAGGAUUCACAGUGGAGAGAAGCCUUACCCGUGUGGCGAGUGCGGGAAGGCCUUCCGCCACAGCCAAGAUCUGAAAAGGCACCAGAGCAUCCACUCUGGGGAGAAGCCCCACAAGUGUGCGGACUGCGGGAAGGCCUUCCGCCUGAGUGCGGGUCUGAGUAAGCAUCGGAAACUCCAUACCGGCCAGAGGCCUUACGAGUGUGGCGAGUGCGGGAAGGCCUUCCGCGAAGGCCAAGAUCUGAAAAGGCACCAGAGAACCCACACCGGGGAGAAGCCCUACGAGUGCAGGGACUGCGGGAAGGCCUGCGGCCGCAGGGAAGAGCUCAAGGAGCACCAGAGAAUCCACUCUGGGGAGAAGCCCUAUGAGUGUCCAGUCUGUGGGAGGGCCUUUGGCCGCAGGGAGCAGCUCAAGCAGCACCAGAGAGUCCACACUGGGGAGAAGCCCUACAAGUGUCCGUUCUGCGAGAGAGCCUUCCGCCUGAAGUCCUACCUUAGGAGCCAUUGCUGCAUUCACACGGGCGAAAAGCCCUACCAAUGUCAGCAGUGCCAGAAGGCCUUCAUCCGCAGGGAGGAGCUCAAGCAGCACCAGAGCAUCCACACCGGGGAGAAGCCCUACGAGUGUGCAGACUGCGGGAAGGCCUUCCGCCUGAACUCGGCUCUGACUGAGCAUCGGAAGGUCCACACCGACCAGAAGCCCUACAAGUGUGAGUGCGGGAAGGCCUUCCGCCAUGGCCAAGAACUGAAAAGGCACCAGAUAAUCCACACCGGGGAGAAGCCCUAUGAGUGCCAGGACUGCGGGAAGGCCUUCAGGCGCAAGAAGGACCUCAAGCAGCACCAGAGAAUCCACUCUGGGGAGAAGCCCUAUGAGUGUGCGGACUGUGGGAAGGCCUUCCGCCUGAGGUCCUACCUUAGGACCCAUCGCUCCAGUCACACGGGCAAAAAGCCCUACGGAUGUCCGCAGUGCCAGAAGGCCUUCAACCGCAGCAAUGACCUCAAGCAGCACCAGAGAAUCCACACUGGGGAGAAGCCCUAUCAGUGCAGGGACUGUGGGAAGGCCUUCAUCCGCAGGGAGCAGCUCAAGCAGCAUCAGAGCAUCCACUCUGGGGAAAAGCCCUACGAGUGUGUGGACUGUGGGAAGGCCUUCCGUCUGAACUCGACUCUGACUUCGCAUCGGAAGGUCCACACCGACCAGAAGCCCUACAAGUGUGGUGAAUGCGGGAAGGACUUCCGCCAUGGCCAGGAACUGAAAAGGCACCAAAUAAUCCACACCGGGGAAAAGCCCUAUGGAUGUCAGCAGUGUGGCAAGGCCUUCAGUCAGAGCUCAGAUCUCAGAAAACACCAAAAAACUCACUCCAGAGAGACCCAUGACGAAUGAAACACUUCCCUCCA
This is a messenger RNA of Sarcophilus harrisii (Tasmanian devil), 3575 nucleotides long. RefSeq names its product zinc finger protein 420. Gene Ontology annotation, cellular component: nucleus. Gene Ontology annotation, biological process: regulation of transcription by RNA polymerase II. Gene Ontology annotation, molecular function: DNA-binding transcription factor activity, RNA polymerase II-specific; RNA polymerase II transcription regulatory region sequence-specific DNA binding. The transcript is spliced from 5 exons. The coding region runs from base 811 to 3561 and encodes 916 amino acids. NCBI's taxonomy places the organism in Eukaryota, Metazoa, Chordata, Mammalia, Dasyuromorphia, Dasyuridae. The record is from RefSeq and is a predicted model, not a curated record.